ACUCUCGACAUUUCCGGGUGAGUUAUCUGCUCCUAGGUGUCCAGUUUGUCAACACAAAUUAAUUAUUAAAGUUGUUAACAUGUGAGGAUUGGCCACUGAAAUGGAUUUAAAGACCAGGAUAAAAUCAAUUCUUAAAAAGCAGGAUUCGGUAGCAUCUUCCACAGAGGAGGUCAUUAACCAUGAUUCCUUCUCUGGGGGACCUGUUGUUACGAAAUACAAGCAAGUAAAGCCAAGUAAUCCUCAUGAAGAACAAGAGAUAUUGGACAGCAUUGAGAAAAUUUACUACAACACAGAAGGUAUAGACACCAGCCAUUUUGAACUGAGGAAACAACCAGAAGUCCUGGAUUUGGGCGACAUUGAUUUAGACAGAAUACGACUUCGAAAACAACUACAAGUUGUAUCUAAGAAAGUGUCAGACCUGGUUUUGCAGAACCACCCUGCUUACGCUCAGGAACUUCAAAGAGUGAUGGACCUUCAGAAGACUCUGCAAUACGCGAGUGUUAUCUGUGCAAACGGAAGAAGCCAGCUAUCAGUUGCCAGGAAUACCUUCACCGCAGCCAGUCUGAACAUGUUAGCCAGUUACAGAAAGCGGCAACAACUGGUCAGCCUGCUAAAGUCCCUAAGGACCAUCAAAACACUGCAAAGAACGGAUGUGAGACUACGAGAACUGAUGGAGGAGGAGGAUUAUUGUGGGGCCAUCCAACUUUGUCUUGAAUGUCAGAAGGCAGCUAGCACCUACAGACAUUUCACCUGUAUAAGUGAGUUGAACUCUAAACUACAGGACACCCUUGUUAUGAUAGAGGAACAAAUUGAUGUGGCAUUAUCGAAAACCUGCAGCAAUUUUGAUGAGGCUCAUUAUGAAAAAGUCCAAACAGCAUAUAGACUUCUAGGAAAAACUCAGACAGCCAUGGACCAACUUCAUAUGCAUUUCACGAGUGCCAUUCAUAACACAGCAUUCCAGAUUGUUUUAGGUUAUGUGGAGCUGUGCUCCGGAACAGGGCGAGAAAAUUUCCACAAACGACAGUACACAGAUUUAUGUAAGAAUGUCACACAAGAAAGCUUUACACCAUGUUUAAUUGACCUGAGCAAAGCAUUAUGGGAGGUGAUGAAGAGCUAUCACAAGACGAUGUGUUGGCAUGAAGAACAUGAAGAAGAUUCAGAGGAAACAGAAGAUGGCAAAGCACAGGCAGACUUCAACAAGCACUACAUUAAACAAAAGUUGGAACAUGGGUUGAGUCGAAUUUGGCAAGAUGUUCAGUCCAAAGUGAAGAUGUUUGUUUUAGGCACAGAUCUGUCUGGAUUCAAACUGGAAGAAUUCAUCCGGGUUCUGGAUCUAGUCAACAGGAUGAUAGAGAUCGGAGAAGAAUUUUGUCGAAGCAAGUCAGAGGGUCUACAGGACUCACUGAAGCAACAGAGUCUCAACUACUUUAAAAAUCACCACAGAUACAGAAUGGAGGAGCUGCGAAUGUUUCUGGAGAACGAGGGCUGGGAGAUGUGUCCUGUCAAAUCCUCCUUCUCAUUUGUCCACUUACUGGGUAAUAAAUUGCCAUUAAAACAGGAAUUUCGCUUUAUGAAAUCAUGGAUGAAAUCCCCGAACACAUCACUAAAUUCCAGCACCGCAGACGACUUAUCAGAAGGUGGCGUACUGAACUCAUCCAAGAGGCGGUACUUUGUGGAGGAGGCGGGGAAGAAUCCAUUCGAUGAAAAGCCGGAUGAAGACGAAAAUGAAGACUUUUUCUCAGGGUCAUGGGAUGAUGAAGAUAAUGGAGAUUUGAGUGACAGCGAUUCGGAUGUACCAGACGAAUUGAAGCAAGAUUAUAUUGAUGAGUUGACAGGAGAGGGAAAAUCAAAUAGUAGGCAAAUAAAGAGAAGAAUAUCAAGAGGUCGGAACGAGAAGUUUAUUCCCAUUGUAACCAACACAACACUGAAUGUUAUGAGAGUUAUAGGGAAAUACAUGCAGAUGAUGACAGUGCUGAAGCCCAUCGCUUUUGAUGUCAUCCUUUGCAUGUCUCAACUGUUUGACUACUACUUUUACACUGUCUACUCCUUCUUUGGUGCUGAUGCAGUGUUGAUGCAUGAGCGCUCAAUCAACAACCGCCUCAGCAUGGCUCUGCAGAGAAUCCAUUCCAAUCUGAUCGCAGAAUCUCACGUACCUGGGGCCCCUCCUGUAGACCAGACUGACAAUUUGGAGAAAAUGCCCCAAGCUUACUUGUCCCCGAUAGUGGACCUCCAUAGGAAGGAUCAGCUCUAUGGUUUAGCAGAACGUGUGGUAGCCGUGGAGUCACUAAUAUUCCUUGCCAAACAACUAGACCUUCUACAGCCACACCUGGAGUCCAUGAUUCCCUCCAACAAGAAGGCUUUCCUGCAGCAAUUUUUCUCACAGACAGUGAAUAUGGCAGAGGAAGUGAGAAAGCCUGUCUACUGGAGUGUGUCGACUCAGGCAGUGAACUAUGACCUAGUUCAAGGUCAAAUGAGCUCUGUCCGAUGGGAUAUUAAGGACAUCAUGUCGCAACACAAUCCGUAUGUGGACAGCAUGCUUAGAGGCUUUGAGUCAGUAGCCCAGCUUUUGGUUGAGAUCAACAGGAGGGUGCCCAUUCCAAGGGUUGUCUAUCAAACUCUCUGGGAGCACUGUGUGAGGCUGGCUAACAGAACAUUUGUGGAGGGAUAUUCCAAUGCCAAAAAGUGCAGCAAUGAAGGCCGUGCUUUGAUGCAGUUAGACUAUCAGCAGUUUCUUAUGAAGUUAGAUACUAUAAUUGACCUCAAGCCUAUUCCAGAGAAAGACUUUGUAGAAAGCUAUAUAAAGGCGUACUACCUUCCUGAAAAUCAGUUAGAUUCCUGGCUUCAGGAUCAUAAGGAAUAUUCCAAUAAGCAGUUUUUGGCUUUAAUAAACUCAGUAGACCACAUCAAUAAGAAAUCCAGACAGAGGCUUGUGAAUCUUGUGGAGGACAUGGACCGUAACAGACGGUGAUAUCACAGAAACUUAGAAAUUUCAUUCAAUGGGAAAAUCUGUUUUAGUUCACAGAGCAAUGGUUUUCUACAGGGACAUUCCAAAGUAUACUUCAGAAUUUUAUACAUAAAAUGUAUAAUUAUUUGAUAAUUUAAAAGAAAACAUCUCCAAGUAUACAUAUGUAUUUGUGCAUUAAAUCUGUGAUACUCAUUCUGUAUGUUAACCAUAGUGCAAUAAUCUGUUUGUUAAUGAAUAUUUAUGUAAUGAUAAAUCACUAUGUAUAUCAUGAUGAUAAAUCACAUGUAGGAUGAACUUUUCA
Messenger RNA from Ostrea edulis (European flat oyster), 3266 nucleotides. Its product is annotated as syndetin-like. Gene Ontology annotation, molecular function: SNARE binding. The transcript has 28 exons. Gene Ontology annotation, biological process: retrograde transport, endosome to Golgi; endocytic recycling. The record is from RefSeq and is a predicted model, not a curated record. The coding region runs from base 101 to 2968 and encodes 955 amino acids. NCBI's taxonomy places the organism in Eukaryota, Metazoa, Mollusca, Bivalvia, Ostreida, Ostreidae. Gene Ontology annotation, cellular component: EARP complex.